AUGAAGUUUACUUCUGCUGGCCUCAUGGCCUCUCUCGCUGCUUCAGCUUCUGCCCUUCCCCAGUUUGCUCGCAGCUCAUACCCCGCCCCUUCAGCUUCAGCCUCUUCUUCUCCUGCCCGCAUUCUCCUCGGAAACUCUGGUCACAUCUACGUCGCCGACUUUACCUCCAAGACGGGCAAGUUUGAAAUCUCAAUCAAUGAGACAAUUGAGGGUGGAAAUUCGUGGAUGGCCUUUGCCAAGCCCAACUUGGUCUACGCCGUCAACGAGAACUCAAACGAGCUGCGCCUCUUCAAGAUUGACCUGAAGGAAAAUACCCUUACGGAGGAGUCCAAGAAGACUGGUAGCACUGGUGUAGUGCACCUUGAGUUCAACUCUGAUAAGACUCGUAUGGUUGGUGCUGCUUAUGGUAACGGUACCAUUGAUGUUUGGAACGUUGAGAAGGGCGGACUUGAGCUCAUCAAGACUAUUGAUUCUCCUGGCAAGCUUGGUCCUAACAAGGAGCGUCAGGAUUCUCCUCAUCCUCACCAGGCCAACCUCGACCCUUCAGGCCGUUACUUCGCCGUCAACGAUCUCGGCACUGACUCAAUCGUUCUCAUUGACUCCAAGGACGAUACUUUCAAGGAUACCAACAUCCCCAUCGAAGCCGGCUGUGGUCCUCGUCAUGGCGUUUUCUACCCUCGUGGUAAGGACAAGGCUACUCACUAUAUCGUCGCCUGUGAGCUGAGCAACCAGGCCAUCGUCUACUCCGUAACCUACGAGGCCAACACCAUGUCCUUUAAGAAGCAACAGUCCAUCUCUACCUACGGCAAGGAUGCUCCUGCCAAGGACAUCAAGAAAGCUGCCGUUGGUGAGAUCAUCCUUGCCCCUAACAACAAGGACAUCUACAUCUCCAACCGUCUCUCCGGACAGAAGACCGACUCUAUCGCUCGCUUCACCAUCGCCGAGUGUGGCACUCUCACCUACGCCGAUACUGUCUCCUCUGGCGGUCUUCUUCCCCGCAUGAUGAGCUUCAGCCUGGCUGCCAAGCACAUCUUCGUCGGUAACCAGGACGGCACCAACGGCCUCGUCGCUCUGAAGCGAGGCGCCGAUGGCAAGCUUGUUGAGAAGCCCGUCGGUAGCCUCCCUGGCUCUGUGUUUGGCGAGCCUCAGUUCGGACCUCAGUACGUCCAGCAGAUCGCAUAA
Molecule: messenger RNA, 1182 nt
Organism: Fusarium coffeatum
Lineage: Eukaryota; Fungi; Ascomycota; Sordariomycetes; Hypocreales; Nectriaceae
Exons: 1
Coding region: 1-1182 (393 amino acids)
Molecular function (GO): protein binding; 6-phosphogluconolactonase activity
Source: RefSeq, a predicted model, not a curated record